Biomphalaria glabrata is the source of this 4237-nucleotide messenger RNA. RefSeq names its product pyruvate dehydrogenase protein X component, mitochondrial-like. Gene Ontology annotation, biological process: pyruvate decarboxylation to acetyl-CoA. Gene Ontology annotation, cellular component: pyruvate dehydrogenase complex; mitochondrion. Bases 10 to 1476 code for a protein of 488 amino acids. Gene Ontology annotation, molecular function: acyltransferase activity. NCBI's taxonomy places the organism in Eukaryota, Metazoa, Mollusca, Gastropoda, Planorbidae. The record is from RefSeq and is a predicted model, not a curated record. The transcript has 10 exons.
GGCACAUUAAUGUUAAAAAUGGCGGCUUCAGCUGGCAAAAUAUAUUGUCGGCUUCCUAAGAGUAAAUUAGCAUUAUUUGCUAAUUUAAAUAUUUUUCGAAAAGAUGGGAUUGCUCUGCGAUACGUUGCGAAUGAGAGGCAAAUGCACUCGAGUGCUUCAUAUUUAGCAACAAUAAAACUUGAUAUGCCAUCACUAUCUCCAACUAUGGAAAAAGGCAAUAUUAUUAAAUGGUACAAAAAAGAAGGAGAUACUGUUUCACCUGGUGAUGUGUUGUGUAAGAUAGAAACAGAUAAAGCUAUGAUGGAUAUGGAAACAGAGGAAACAGGAAUUCUUGCCAAAAUAAUAGUUCCUGCCGACUCAAAAGAUGUCCCUAUUGGUUCUCUGAUAGCACUUUUGGUGGAGGAAGGUGAUGACUGGAAAAAUGUUCAAAUACCUGCUGAAGCAGCUGCUAAGCCUCCAUCAAAACCUGCAACUGAAACCCCAACACCUGUAGUUACAACAGCAGCUGUCCCAGCUUCACCUCCAUCUGCUGCCCUUUCAUCAGAUCAUGGUGAUCACAGACAUCUGGUUGGUCCUUCUGUAAAGAAACUGCUACAAGAAUAUAACAUAAGCUCAAAUGAUGUUCCAGCCACUGGUCCAGCUGGAGCUUUAUUAAAAGGGGAUGUGCUCAACUAUAUCAAUUCAAAGAAACUUAGUAAGUCUGUAACACCUCCAGCAGCUAGCACUCCAUCAACACCUGCACCUAAAGUAGAACCAGCCGCAGCACCAGGGGCUAAUUACAUAGACAUCCCAUUGACAAGUAUGAGAAGAACCAUAGCCAAGAGACUAACUGAGUCCAAGUCUACUAUCCCUCAUGCUUAUGCCUCAAUAGAUUCUAACAUGGGAGCCCUUACAGAACUCAGGAAGACAUUAGCAGCUGAUGGUGUGAAAAUAUCUGUGAAUGAUUUUAUUGUUAAGGCAGCUGCUUUAGCACUUCAGCGUUCUCCAAAAGUUAACGCUAUCUGGGCCAAUGAUGGACCCAAACUAUCACAGUCUGUAGAUAUUUCAGUGGCUGUUGCUACACCAAAUGGUCUGAUUACACCCAUUGUUAAAGGUGCAAGUUAUUUAUCAGUGGAGCAAAUUAGUAGCACAGUGAAGGAAUUGUCUGGCAGAGCUAAAGAAGGGAAGCUUUUACCACAUGAAUAUCAGGGAGGCAGUUUUAGCAUUUCAAAUUUAGGUAUGUUUGGCAUCACAGAAUUCUCAGCCGUCAUCAACCCACCACAGUUGGCCAUAUUGGCUAUAGGCACAUCUAGAACUGAAGCUAGCAUGAAAGGAAACCAACUCAAAAUGACUGUCACACUUUCCUAUGAUAGCAGAGGUUUAAAUGAAGUUGAAGCAACAAGGUUUCUGGAAGAAUUUCGCAAUGCAUUAGAAAACCCCCAAUUCAUGCUUGGUGGUACAAAUUUAGAUUCAGCAGCUGAAGCUUUUGCUUUUUGAGUCUUAGUUUUAGUUGCUGUUGUGAUUAUUAACAGUAACCCUGCUAACACUUGUCAAGUAUGUUCUACAAAUAGAUGAUCUAGUUCACAUUUACUUGAUGUAGACUUGCAAUGACUAUGUGAUGGAAGAAUGAUUGUACAUUUAAGAGUUUGGAAAAUGAAUUGUAUGGAUUUAAUAAGUAAAGAUGUUUGGUCUUUUAAAUAAUAAUUGCUAUUUAUAAUAAUUGGUUUCUGUUUCACUGCUACUGUGAAUUGUAUUCAAGUGUUGAUACAAUUCAAUAUUGUCUCUAGACAAUUGAAACUUAUUCAUACUAGAGCUGGACUAAUUGAUUAAUGAAUGUUAUAUUGUACAAAUGUUUAUAGACCUUAAAUAAUACUAUUUUUAGAUUUUGUUUAUUUUAUUUAUUUCAGUUUUUAAAGAAAAACUUAUUAUUAACAAAUUGACAAUAAAACAAGUCAAAUAUUUUUAUAUUAUAUUUUUAUGUAAACUUAAUAUAGAUUAUGUCUAGAUUCUAGACACUGACUGAAUUGGUAGCAUCUAGCAUGGAGGAGCUGAUGGUAUCAAAAUCACGAGUUCAAUACCCAGUUAAAGCUAAAAAAAAAAUAUUUGUACAAAAUAUUUUAAAUUGUAUAAUGGAGGUAUUGUCUUUUUAACAAAUGCAUUUUUAAAAAUGUUUUUAUCUGUUUAUAAAAUGCAUUUAAAAAGUCAUCCCAGUAACCUACAUCCAGAUGAAUGCAGUCUAGAGUACUAUAAAAUACUUGAAUAAUUUAUUAAUCAAGUCAGUGUAUGCAUUAUGUCAUCUUAUUGGUAAUUUUAGUUGAUCUUUUUAGUGGAUGGAACUUGGGGAGGCAUUGCAUAAUGAUAUGAGUUUGAAUUCGAACUUUGAAGUUUAAAAUUAAAGCAUCUACGAAACAGAGUACACUAUUUAGUGCAGUGAUGUUAACUUGCACAAAUUAGCAUAAACAAAAGCAAACCAGUUCUGAAUAUAUUUACACAACUUUAUUGAGUGCAUAUAUCUGGCAGGACUAACAAAAUGUCCAAAGAAUACUUGAUGCUUCUUCACAUACAUUUGUAUUUUCAAACUGAAACUUGAAGCAAACAUGAACUUUUUUUUUCUUCCUAAGUGCAAAUGAUCAGAUUAAAAUAUAUUUGAAAGCCUCUCAUGCUAAAGCAGUUAACAAUGAAAACAUGCUUAAAAAAAUAUUAGCAACAGCUUAUUUUGGUUAAACCCAACAUGGCCCAAUUUGAAUAGUAAUGGGUAAAGUGGGGAAAAAAAAAAAAAAAAGCUAACAAAGCCUUUUGUCUAAACUUACUAAAACAACAAACUUCAUGCAGAUGAAUGUAACUCAAAUACAUAGAUUUGACACUGGCUAAUUGUAAAUCAAACUAAUGUAGGCACACAGUCAUUUGAUGAGGCAAUUAACAAGGCUAGAGAACAUUACAUUCAUUUUAAUCUAAUUGAACAGCUUUAGACUUUGUCCCCCAGGUAUUAUCUUGUUCUAUAUCACAAUGCAAAAUGAUGUAAAUACUAAUUUAUGAAUAAUAUGUUUAAUUCUAUGUGUGUGUGUGUGUGUGUGUGUUGAUUAGAAUAAAUUACUUGUCAAAAUCAACCUAACCCUAUCAGUUGAAAGUUGAUGUUGACAAUUUCAGAUUGGGAUUGAGAUCCAAAUCACCAAGUAAUGUGACAAAAGGGUUAGGGACUAAAACAGGCUGCUUUCCAGAAGGAAAAUGUAUGUACUGACCAGAUUGCCACACUACUCAUUAACAUAGAACAAUCCAUUGCACAUGACCUUUGUAAAUUUUGAGUAAGCCUUUGACAGUAUGACUGACAUAAUUUGGAGGUUGAUGAAUCAUUUUGGAAUUCCAACAAAGUUCACCAACAUCAUACAACAGUUGUAUGAUGGCUCAUCAUGCCAAGUAACACACAACUAAUCCUUUUCUAGUUUAAACAGGAGUAAGACAGGGAUGUAUGCCUUCACCCUUGAUAAUUUUUAUUGGUGAUUGAUAAGGCUAUGAGACAGUCAAGUAGGGUUAGCUAAGACAGUGGAAGUGAUGACUAUAAACAAAAUCAAUUAACAAAGCUAGAUUAGCCUUCACCACUCUUCAAACUAUCUAGGGCUCCAAAACACACUGAGACAUGGAGAGCAACAAAAACAAUAAUUAAAAACUCCAGACCUUUGCCAACAGUUGCCUACGCUGGAUAUUGGGAAUGAGUGGACUGAAAAGGUAUUUACUGUCAACUUGGAGAGAACAAAGCAAAAACCCAUAGGCAGGGAUAUUAAAAAGUGGAAAUGGAGCAGGAUGUUUCAAGGCAGGCCACUUGGAAUCUGGAAGGAAAAACGUGGGCAGACCCAAGCAAACCUGGAUGAGGUCAGUUAUCAGCGAAGCUGAGGAUACUGGGAUGACAUGGGAGCAGAUGAAGAAAGCUGCUCAGAACCAAAUUUGGUGGAGAGAUGUGGUUGCAUCCCUAUGCUUCCCUGGGGGUUCACAGGUAUAAGUCAAGUCAAUGUGACUUGCAAUAUAUGUGAAAUGGUCACUGAAAAUUAUUUGAAAUAAUGUUUGAAGUUUAAUUGGAAUAUUUUGUUAGUUGUAUAAUGUUCAAAGUACACAGAUUAAUGAUGAAAGGUUAAUAAAACAAGAUAAUGCCAAGGGGAUGACAGUAUUUAGAAAAAAAAAUAUUGUACACUUGUCUUCAGAGAGUCAUUUGUAUAUGUCAUCAAAUGUAUGUAUGGUAUAAUAUUUUACAGUUUACUGUUUUUUU